AUGAACGAUUAUUUUGUGGAGAAUCCGGUCUUCAAUGCCGAAACAUUUAGAGAUCAGUUUCAUUUACCAAAAGAUUUAUUUUUAAAGAUUGUUGGAGACAUCGAAGCAACUGAAGAAUGGUUUCAAGAACGUUACGAUGGGUGGGGCAAACAAAGUUUCAUGCCGAUACAAAAAUGCACAUCCACCAUUGGCCAACUAGUGACAGGUUCAAACAACGAUAUCAAUGUUUUGCACACGUCGUCGUUGUUUCAAACCGUAACGGAUUGUACCGCACCCUACUGUCCAUUCUAUGUUAACAGAAGAUAUUACAGACGAGGCUUUCUUCUUGUGGAUGGUAUCUACCCAUCAUGGUUUCAAGAAUCGGAAAGAAAAGAUGUUGAGAGGGCUUUUGAUGUUUUAAAUGGUAGAUGGGGCAUACUAAACCGACCGAUUCGUGCGAUGAAUAAGAAAACAAUGCAUAGCAUAGUAUAUGCAUGUAUCAUAUUGCACAUUUUGCUAAUCAAAGAAGACAGACGUGCAAUAUCUCCAGAUUGGUCACCGGAUCCUCCUACACAAGUUCCCGUUCCCGAAAAUAUCCAACAAGACUUGCGUGAUGAAGAAAUUCACUUUCGGUUGAGAUACGAUUUAAUUGAACUUGUAGGUUCUUUAGGUUUGGAAUUUCCUGAUUUGGACGAGGAGUAG
Messenger RNA from Helianthus annuus (common sunflower), 681 nucleotides. RefSeq lists its product as uncharacterized. The transcript is spliced from 3 exons. NCBI's taxonomy places the organism in Eukaryota, Viridiplantae, Streptophyta, Magnoliopsida, Asterales, Asteraceae. Bases 1 to 681 code for a protein of 226 amino acids. The record is from RefSeq and is a predicted model, not a curated record.